UGAUCGAACGUUUAAUAUGUACGUGAAAAAUGUUAUAUUCUGUUGCCUUUGGUAUGGGAGCAUAUUUUAUGGGUUCUUCUUCUUCUAUUGUCCACUUAUGCCGCUGGCUUUGUUAAAUCCACCUUUGUUUCAUAAGCUUACCGACUUCAUCUUUGCCUCGUGGGAAGCGUAUUCUUCCGCCUUGAUUGAAAUAAUCUGCGACGUUCGGUUUGUAAUUGAAGGAGAUUUCGUGAGGACUGAAGAACAUUCCUUGAUAGUAAUGAACCAUCGAACCCGUGUUGACUGGUUGUUCUUUUGGGCAUUAUUACAACACAGGGGUGUACCUUUAACUACUAGGUGCAAAUUUGUGUUGAAAUCCUUUGUAAAACAUAUACCAGCUCUUGGCUGGGUUAUGCAGAUGUCACGUUUUUUAUACAUCAAAAGGAGUUGGGCUAAAGACCAAAUUUUGCUGGAGGGACUUCUCCAUUUGCUGAACAGUGACAGGUGUAACCUGCAGGUUUUGUUAUUUCCUGAGGGAACUGAUCUCACCCUAAGCAACAUUAAAAAGAGCGAAGCGUUUGCUCGAAGAAAUGAUUUCUCAAGUUAUCGCCACGUGCUUCAUCCACGCACUACCGGCUUUGUUUUCAUGGCCCAAAAAAUGAGAGAAUUUGGUAUGUUGGAUGCAGUGUAUGAUGUAACCAUUGGUUACCCAGACAGGAUUCCUCAAUCGGAAGUUGACUGUCUGAGGGGAAAUAUGCCCAAGUUUGUCCAUUUCCUUGUGAAGCGUUACGAUCAAGAUGUGGUCCCCGUGGAUGAGGAGGAAUUAAGCCAGUGGUGCAAGGAAUUGUGGACCAAAAAGGAGAAAACUUUAGAUAGAUUUUACCUAACUGGUCGCUUUAGUGGUUUAGAUCCAGAGACCAAUACGAAAGAACACAGAGCCGAACCAAUAUUAAACCAUUUCUACACCAGUUUUUUAUUCUGGACUAGUUUUGUCACAUUGAGUCUCAUGCUUUGUGCAACUCUUGAGCUUUGUCGCCUCUGGGUCACAUCGCACACUUUUUUCUUUAUUUGCCUCUCCUUUUUAACACAAGGCUUUGAACAGCUGGAAGUAACCUACCAUUAUUACCGGCUAAAAGUCAAACAAUCAUGACGAACUCCUUCCUGACUUUUUAAAAGAAGGCUCUAGAGCUGGAAGUAACCUACCAUUAUUAUCGACUAAAAAUCAAACAGCCACGACCAACUUUUCCUGAGCACCAGACAUGUUUCAAAGCGAACUUAAGAGUAAAUCAUGGAAUUUAGCAAUUAUGAAAAAAAAAAAAAUCUAAAACGAGGAUUAUGGUUUAAAAAACAAAACUGUGAGAAAAGGCAAAUGGUAUAGACAUUAAAAAUGUUGUGUUUCUAUAUGAAGAAUUGUGUUAUACCAGCACAUAUCAUAGUAGACAACUCGCAAAUAAAAAAGGUUUAAACAUUA
This is a messenger RNA of Limulus polyphemus (Atlantic horseshoe crab), 1450 nucleotides long. Its product is annotated as lysocardiolipin acyltransferase 1-like. Bases 17 to 1129 code for a protein of 370 amino acids. Gene Ontology annotation, cellular component: endomembrane system. The record is from RefSeq and is a predicted model, not a curated record. Gene Ontology annotation, molecular function: acyltransferase activity. The transcript is spliced from 5 exons. Lineage: Eukaryota; Metazoa; Arthropoda; Merostomata; Xiphosura; Limulidae.